Musca domestica (house fly) is the source of this 820-nucleotide messenger RNA. RefSeq lists its product as uncharacterized. The record is from RefSeq and is a predicted model, not a curated record. Bases 42 to 542 code for a protein of 166 amino acids. The transcript has 2 exons. Lineage: Eukaryota; Metazoa; Arthropoda; Insecta; Diptera; Muscidae.
UGGGUGGGUUCAUUGCAAUAGUAAUUCUACUACGUGCUCUAAUGUGUGUUGCGGUGGGAAAACAAUAUGAACUAGAUAUUCUAGAAGUCGAAUGGAAUACAACCACACCAGAUCUGAUAGAUGCCAGUUUAAAGCCCGUACAACCAUCGCGAGGUGUCUAUGGUGUAAGCGGUUUUAUUGAAUUUAAGGAGGAUAUCGACAUGGACAACACUCUGGCCCAGGUUAAAGUAUACUACAGCAGCACUGGAAUGAACUACCAGUUAUCACCUUUUAGAGUACCGGAACAAACCUUUGCCACAGGCAUGAACACCCCGUACAAGCAGUACCUAAUGGAUGGUUUAGCUGAAUGUUGUGAAAAUGCCCCUUUUGCUGAUACAUUUGUAUCGCCACUUACGAAACGAGUAAUGACUUGUGAAAAUUGCCUUUUUCCAAGUGAAAAUUUUCCACCCACCUUACGUCUUGGUUAUUAUCGCUUGACAAUUCUUUUGUACAAUGACUUGGAUUUUAUUUUGUCGAUCUUAUUGAAAUUGGAUUUGGCUUAGUAACACAUGUUAUAUCAAUUAAAAGAAAUAUAAAAACAUAUUAGGGCUUUGCAAAACUACUUUUAAAACCCUUGUUUAUAUCUGAAAAAUUUAGUACUUUUUCCCAUAUCUCGGGAAAUUUUCAUAUAAUUUCGCAGUACAAUAGCCAAAAUGGAUUAUGGAAAAUAUAAAGAGGAUUUGAUAGUACUUGUUUAUAUAUAAAACUCUAAAAGAGUUAUUGGUUCUUAGACUAAACAUUGUUAAGACCCUUAUAUCAUUGGAUCCCCAUACAUUGAGAU